Durusdinium trenchii is the source of this 378-nucleotide messenger RNA. The record is from the annotation of a GenBank genome assembly. NCBI's taxonomy places the organism in Eukaryota, Dinophyceae, Suessiales, Symbiodiniaceae.
AUGGAGUCUACUCUGGGGUUUUUGCCAACCCCAAAGCGCCCAGAGCUGCCAACGGAUCUGUCGUUGCUUGAGGCCUCCUCCCAAGUGGAGGAGGGUGACAGGUCCAUCGGGUGCACCAUGGAAGAGAUGGUCCUACCGAGCUUCGAGUCGUUCCGCUCCUGGGAGGUGCCGCUCUCUGGCGAGCCUCCGCGGAUGCCCAACCGCAUGCUGCACGAGUAUCAUCUCUACCGCUUGCGAGGCGCUUUGACCAGGAUUGACCGGAAGCGAGGAGCUUUUGCCAAGGAAAUUUAUUCCUGCCGAGGUGAAGAGGCUCCUACAACUCCGUGGUCUUCAUGGGCAUUGGAUAUCAAAAGGAAGUUCACAGCUUUGCUGGCGUGA